AUGUCGACCAGCCUGGCAUCAGAGGUUGCAACACUCACGGCCUUCAUCAAACCUCUCACAAAUCCACAACUGAAAGAUUUGUUGAGGUAUGAGGGCCUACAGGUAUCCGGGUUGAAGGCAACCCUACAGUUCCGCAUCAUUCAACGUAUCCAAUCCCUCGCGGAAUCUGACCCUGUCAGUUUCGAUGCUUUAGCCAGGCGCAUCCGUGCUACUGCUUUCCCAAACACUGCGCAAUAUUCAUCCUCUAGACCACAAUACCAACCGUCGCCUGUUUCUCAAUCUCCUGCACAAACUCGACCUGCACCGCUUGGGGUCUCCAUGCCACCUCACCAAUACUCUUCCGGACCUAGUGCCCCUCUCAUGAACCCUCCUACCGCGGCCCAUAAAUCUUCAGGUCCUCUGAUCUUCAAGGAAAGUCCGUUUUACACAAUCCUGGAACCUUUGACCCCAAUCGUGGAGUGUAAAAUUCGCGAACAAACACGGGAUAGUAUUGAACUAAAGGUCAUGCUAUCUCAACAAGUUGCCUAUAGCCUACAAUCAGACCCAAAUUUUCGAGUGAUGGUUUACUGCGCCGGUGAUUCAGGCCUCACACAGUACACUAAGUCGGAUAUCGCAUUUCCACAUCAAGUGGAGCUGAAAGUAAAUCUCGAUGAAGUCAAAGCCAAUCUCAGGGGCCUGAAAAACAGACCAGGAACUACGCAGCCUGCAGAUGUCACCAGCUUGAUCCGCAAGAAGGCCAAUUACCCAAAUAAUAUCGUCAUGACUUACGCCUUGACACAAAAGAAAUUCUUUGUGCUUGCCAACCUCGUGAAGCAGCAUCCGACUGAAGAUCUUGUAUCGCAGUUGAAGUCACGGAAACUAAUCUCAAAGGAGCAAGUCUUACGUGAAAUGCAAAAUCGCGCCAAUGACUCGGACAUUGUCGCAACAUCAAGUGUCAUGUCACUUAAAUGCCCUCUAUCUACCCUGCGCAUUCAGGUGCCUUGCCGCUCUAUCGUUUGCACACACAACCAAUGUUUCGAUGCAACUUCAUUCCUUGAAUUGCAAAAGCAAGCUCCAACUUGGACCUGCCCUGUGUGUUCCAAAUCAACUAGCUUUGAGUCUCUGCAAGUUGACCAGUACGUUGAUGACAUCCUUAAGUCAACAUCAUCGGACAUCGAUCAAGUCACCGUUGAACCCGACGGUGUAUGGUCAAAACCCAGUGAUUCCGACGCAACCAAAUUGGGAGGGAUGACUCCUACUUCCGAUGACGAUGACGACGACUUGAUCGAGAUCAACGAGCCAGGCAUUCCCGCUGUCAAACAAGAACCGGGAGCCCCGAACAUUGCCCUGGAGCGAACACCUGCGCAGUCACAGUCACAGUCACGAGAGGCAUCAACCCCGUCUUCUGCGAUGCGCAUGUCCAGCAAGAAGCGAUCUAUUGCCCAAGUCAUCGACCUUACUGAAAGCGGCGAUGAAGAUGAAGAGUCUCCUGUUCCACCUCCCAAAAGGCCAGCUACAAGUCUGCCAUCCCGAACCUUUUCCCGUCAAGAUUACUAUCCUCCACCUGCCAGCAGCCCUCUGAAUGGCGGGUCAUACCCACCAUGA
Messenger RNA from Penicillium griseofulvum, 1584 nucleotides. Its product is annotated as Zinc finger, RING/FYVE/PHD-type. NCBI's taxonomy places the organism in Eukaryota, Fungi, Ascomycota, Eurotiomycetes, Eurotiales, Aspergillaceae. The record is from RefSeq and is a predicted model, not a curated record. Gene Ontology annotation, molecular function: SUMO ligase activity; zinc ion binding. The transcript is spliced from 6 exons. Gene Ontology annotation, biological process: protein sumoylation. The coding region runs from base 1 to 1584 and encodes 527 amino acids.